AUGGUGGACGCAGAAACUGCUCUCUUUAAGGCCAAAUCGGCCUACUUCAACCGCUGCCAAGCUGGUGUGAAGCUUCGAGAAGAUCUCGCUGCGGCCCAGGCCAUAUUGAAUGAGUCGCAGGCUGGUCUUGUCGCCGCUUCGACCGCCAAUCCCAGCCCCGCUGUCCCUCCGCCGCCGUCUGGCGCUGCUCCUACCAACGGCGGUCUCGCACCGGGCAUAUCCGCUUCAGCGGAAAGCGUUUCAGAUAACCCUACGAUCGGUACUACCCAGUCGCCCCCCGUGGACCCCGCUCUCUUCAACGCGGUUGUCAAGUACAAGGGCAAAGUGGAGAGGUUAGAAAAGCAACUGGGUGAUAACGACAAGAAGGAAAUGGAAUUAAUGUAUGCCUAUAGGGAAUCGGUGGAAGCUGCAAAUGCAAGGCUUGUCGACCUGGAAAAAAGCAGGGUUGAAAUCAUAUGCGACACCAGAUUAACGGUUGUAAAAUGUGACGAAGUUGUCAGUGAUUCGAUGGCCGAGCUCAUCAGUCACCUUUUUGUCACACGGACGAAAAUGCUAAGCGAAUACGAAGAUGUCGCAACCAAGUUCCAGAAUUACAUCCCUGGCCAACCUUACCACCAGUUCCUGCAAAAACACGUGCAAAAUGGAACAGAUGUUAUUCUAGAAAAGUACCAGUUCGAUGGUUAUCACGACAAUCCAGCCAAUGCUAAGGAUCGUGGAGAUGCUGCCUUUGGCAAAUUCGUCUCGCGGUUUGCGCAGCUCUACUCCAAAGACACAUCUGAGCCAAAUGAAGAUAGCGACCUGGUGAAUAAGCCCUGUGCCGCAGCACCACCACCACCCACCCACGUCGGUGGUGGCGUCGUCCGGGACACCGCUCGGACAGUCUCACUUCGUGCCGAGUCGCCAUCCCAGGAGCGUCGGCAUUCGGACUCGGAUACUGAGGUUGAGGAAAGCGCGCCCCAAGGCAAUACCACUGUGCUCUCUUCUCUCGUUCAAUUCGGCUCGAAUCUCUUCCGACCGGACGCGAAGAAGGCCAGUGUGCGGGCGAAGGGUCGCUCCGCGGCCAGUGCGGCGGCCGUCGAACUCGAUCCCGCCACCGUCGCCGCUAUGGAGGCCGCCGCUGAGCGCGAGUACGACAAGGCCUGCUUCGUUCUCAUCCAGUGCAUCAAUGGCAUUGAGACACAAAAGGAGGGCUUGCAAACUCAUGGCAUUUAUCGGGUACCAGCAUCGAAAAUCAAGGUCGCUGCGGUUGUGGAAGCCAUACGAGUUGCCGAGGAGUCGGGAUAUAGCUCAAUCGAUCUGUCAGAGGAAUACGCAAUCACCCUGGCCAGCACUUUGAAAACCCGUCUUAUCCAGGCCCUUGAUGGAGCCGACAGCGCCACGGUCGAUGAACAAGCCAAAAAGCUGCAUAAUUUGAUUUGUCAACUGUCACCAGCCAAUCAACGGGUUGCUGGACUUCUGUUCCAUCAUCUAAAAAGGAUAUCAACCUUCCGAUCGGUAAAUCAAAUGGGUGCUGCGAACUUGGCCACGAUGUUCGGUCCCACUGUCCUUCGGCAAAAACCUAAAUUUAAUGUCGCGAAUAUGAUGGAGUUUGUGGACAACAAUUGGCUCAUGAAGGCAGUUGAACUUUGCAUUGAUCGCGUUUCUGACGUUUUCGGACCCGACUCCGACUUUGCUACCAACAAGCUAUUGCAAGUAAUCAGAGCUAAAAGAGCAGAAAUCGAGCCUGCGGAAGCACAAGUGACCUCGUCGUCGUCGCCUGUGGCCAUUUUCAGUGCCCCCGUGCCAGCUGUGGCAGACCCACGCGAGGCAUUCUUCGCCGACAUGAGCGGGGCUUCUGCACUCGCUACGCAGCCCCCAACAACUUGGCUGAAAAUUUCCACCUCCAAAUCAGAACAGACAUCGCCACUUCCAGCUGAUCGGAAAUCGGUUAGAUCGAGGACGAGUGUUGACUUGGAAAGAGUUACCCCGGAAUCGCAGGCAUCAGGUGCCUCAACGGCCCAAAAAGACGUCCCUCCAACCAGAACCCCGGAACCCACAGCUGAAUCUAGCAGUAGUGGUGGAUCUGGCUUCAAACGCCUUAUCGGUGCCAAGGCACAAAAUCUUCAUCAGCGCUUUCAGAACCUUACCUCUGGGUAUUCAGAAGGUGCAGCAAAGUCGGGACUUGUUUUCAGCCCCAGGAAACUCCUCCACUCUGCCUCCCUACGCAAUUCUCCCGGCCAAAAACCCCGGAAACAAGAUACGACUCCGCGGCCCUCCAAAGACACCACCAAGGGUCUACACGUCGCCGACUGUAGUUUCAUUGACACAGGUUAA
Messenger RNA from Mesocestoides corti, 2313 nucleotides. The record is from the annotation of a GenBank genome assembly. Lineage: Eukaryota; Metazoa; Platyhelminthes; Cestoda; Cyclophyllidea; Mesocestoididae.